Suillus discolor is the source of this 1014-nucleotide messenger RNA. RefSeq names its product cell differentiation family, Rcd1-like-domain-containing protein. Bases 1 to 1014 code for a protein of 337 amino acids. Lineage: Eukaryota; Fungi; Basidiomycota; Agaricomycetes; Boletales; Suillaceae. The transcript has 6 exons. The record is from RefSeq and is a predicted model, not a curated record. Gene Ontology annotation, cellular component: CCR4-NOT complex; CCR4-NOT core complex; P-body. Gene Ontology annotation, biological process: negative regulation of translation; mRNA catabolic process.
AUGGCGGGGCUCAUCUCCCCCAAACCGCUCUCAUACCUCCAGCAUGCUGGACAGUUCAACCCAUACCAGCAACAGCAACAGCAACAGCAGCAGCAGCAGCGCCUAGCGGGGUCUGCGCUAUCCGGAUACUCCGACACCCACACCCACACUCAGAGCCAUACGCCAUCCCUGCACCCACACCAACACAUCAUGGGUCUUCAAGAAGAGAGCAAAAUAUAUAGUCUAGUUAUUGACCUUACGGAUCCUAAUGCGCGCGAGGCUGCAUUGCUGGAGUUGAGUAAGAAAAGAGAGCAGUAUGAGGAGCUCGCGUUGGUGCUUUGGCAUUCCUUUGGUAUCAUGCCAGCGCUAUUACAAGAAAUAGUAUCCGUCUACCCCCUCCUCUCCCCUCCGAACCUCACAGCACACGUAUCGAACCGAGUGUGCAAUGCCCUUGCGUUACUCCAGUGCGUGGCUUCGCAUCCGGAUACGAGACAGUUGUUCUUGAAUGCGCAUAUCCCGUUGUUUUUAUACCCGUUCUUGAAUACGACCUCGAAAACGCGGCCGUUUGAAUACCUCAGACUCACUUCCCUAGGCGUUAUUGGCGCCCUCGUCAAGCAAAACGACAAUAACACAGUCAUCCACUUUCUCCUCUCAACCGAAAUCAUUCCCCUCUGUCUCCGUAUAAUGGAAACGGGUUCCGAGCUCUCCAAAACAGUCGCCAUCUUCAUCGUCCAAAAGAUCCUACUGGACGAAACGGGUCUUACGUACAUUUGCCACACUUACGAGCGGUUUUAUGCCGUGGGGACGGUUUUGAGUAAUAUGGUGAAUCAGUUGGUGGAAACGCAGGCUGUUAGGCUGUUGAAGCAUGUGGUGAGGUGUUAUUUGAGGCUUAGUGACAAUAUGAGAGCGAGGGAAGCCCUGAGGGCUUGUCUCCCUGAACCGCUGCGUGAUCAGACGUUCAGCGUGCUUCUCAAGGGAGACAUGGUUACCAAACGAUGUCUGACGACUCUUUUAAACAACCUCAACGAGCAGUGA